Messenger RNA from Echinops telfairi (small Madagascar hedgehog), 3763 nucleotides. It is a transcript of the gene CNTROB, whose product is annotated as centrobin, centriole duplication and spindle assembly protein. The transcript is spliced from 19 exons. Gene Ontology annotation, cellular component: centrosome; centriole. Bases 698 to 3382 code for a protein of 894 amino acids. Lineage: Eukaryota; Metazoa; Chordata; Mammalia; Afrosoricida; Tenrecidae. The record is from RefSeq and is a predicted model, not a curated record. Gene Ontology annotation, biological process: regulation of cilium assembly; mitotic cytokinetic process; centriole replication.
UGGGAGGGUACAAUUCUCUAUUCCUCCCCCCGGCAAGUUGCGGGGUGAGGUGGGGGGCUGUGGAUGUGGAGCUUGGUCGCGGUUGCAGAUUUUAGGAGGCGCGUUCGUUUGGGGCACCGUCUGAGGAAGGCCGAGGGUUGAGACGGCUUCUUUGGGGGUGCUGGGGAGCGAGCCCUAGUAUGGUUCUUUUGCCGGGAGAAGUAGCAAGGCGUAUGCGGGAGCGUUGACCAGGGUAGAACGGGCGGAGGAGGGUGGGCGAGUGAGACUUGGCCUCGUUGAGACUAAAGCCCAUUCUGGCGAACAUAAGGCCACUGGGCAGCAGCUAGGCCCCCAUUGGGGCAGUUUCAGUUGGCAGUUUCAGUUCUGGGUUUGAGAACUUCAAAGAAUUCCUGGUUGGGAAGAGGUGCUGUUAACGCGCCCUUCCGCGCCCACCUCCUCCUCCAUGCUCCAUCCUCCCAGCCACCCAUCCCUCUUUGCAAGAACGACGAAAAGGAAUGCCUUUAACUCCCAUGGCCUCAAGAGUCCGAGGAAAUCUUUCCCUUAACCAUAAAAAUCUCCCCCCCUGGUGCCACCUGGGAUCCUUGUCUCAAAGCCUAUCCUCUGAAAUCUUCCCCCUUGCCCUUGAGCCUGGCUCCCCGAAAGCCCGGCCAGGAGUUCCCAGCCCUCUGCUUCCUCCGCCCGCCUCUUCCCUGCGCCCAUGACAACCUCGGCUCCCAGCCCCAGCUCCCCUCUGCGCUCAGAGGAUCUCCUAAGUGAUUCCUCAGACCCCCCGGUGCUGAACCCCGUGUCCUCUGAGGUGACGGCCCAGCUCUAUGCUUCUUUGCGCCACAGUCGGCAGGCGGAGGCCACAGCUCGAGCGCAGCUGUACCUACCCCCCACCUCCCCGCCUCCUCCCGGGGUGCUGGGGGGCUUGCCAGAGCUGAGCCGAAGCUUGUCGGGACUGGAGAACAACUUGAAGAAAAAGGAUGGUUCCAAGCAUAUCUUUGAGAUGGAAAGCGUCCGUGGCCAACUCCAGACCAUGCUCCAAACCUCGCGUGAUGCGGCCUAUCGGGACUCUCUUAUCCCAGGUAUUGAGAGACGGGAAGAGGACUCCUUUGACAGUGACAGCACAGCUACUUUGCUCAACACCCGGCCUCUGCAAGACUUAUCCCCAUCUAGCUCCGCCCAAGCCCUGGAGGAGCUGUUUCCCCGCUACACCAGCCUUCGGCCAGGGCCCCCACUCAAUCCCCCGGAUUUUCAGGGCCUCCGAGAUGCACUGGAGUCAGAGCAUACCCGCCGCAAGCACUGCGAGCGCCACAUUCAGAGCCUGCAGACGCGCGUGCUAGAGCUACAACAGCAGUUAGCUGUAGCCGUGGCUGCUGACCGCAAGAAGGACAUCAUGAUUGAACAGCUGGAUAAGACCCUGGCCCGUGUGGUGGAGGGCUGGAACCGGCACGAAGCUGAGCGGACAGAAGUGCUUCGGGGUCUUCAGGAGGAACGCCAGGCAGCCGAACUCAACAGGAGCAAGCAGCAGGAGACAGUAACCCGCCUUGAGCAAAGCCUCUCUGAGACCAUGGAGGCCCUGAGUCGGGAGCAGGAAGGCGCCAGACUGCAGCAACGGGAAAGAGAGACGCUGGAAGAGGAAAGGCAAGCCCUGACUUUGAGCUUGGAGCUAGAGCAGCAGCGCUGCCAGGCCCUACAGAAAGAGCGGGAUGAGGCGAGGGCUGGGCAGCUCAGCGAACACCGGCAAUUGGAGCUGCUUCAGACUGCCUUAGAAGAUGAGCGCCAAAGGUGGGCCCAGCAAGAACACCAGCUGAAAGAACACUACCAGGCCCUGCAGGAGGAGAGACAGGCUCAGUUGGAUAGGGAGAAGGGGAACACCCAGAGGGAAGGCCAGGUGGCCCGAGAGGCCCAGCAGCAGUUGGCACUGGUACAGUCUGAGAUGCGGCGCUUGGAAGGAGAGCUGGACACGGCUCGGCGAGAGCGAGAUGCCCUGCAGCUGGAAAUGAGCUUAGUGCAGGCUCGGUAUGAAAGCCAGAGGAUCCAGAUGGAAUCCGAGCUGGCGGUGCAGCUGGAGCAGCGGGUGACCGAGCGGCUGGCCCAGGCUCAGGAGAGCAGCCUCCGGCAAGCAGCUUCCCUACGGGAACACCACAGGAAGCAGCUGCAGGAGCUAAAUGGGCAGCACCAGCAGGAACUGGCCUGUCAGUUGACUCAGUUCAAGGUGGAAGCGGCAGAGCGAGAGGAACGGCAGCAGCAAGUGGCUCAGGACUAUGAGCUCAGACUGGCCCGGGAGCAAGCCCGAGUGCGAGACCUGCAGAGUGAGAACCAACAGCUAGAGGAACAGCGGGUGGAGCUGAUAGAACGACUCCAAGCCAUGCUACAAGCCCAUUGGGAUGAGGCCAGUCAGCUGCUUAGCACCACUCACCCGUCUCCCAAUGCACCGGUGCCUACCACCAGGCCCUCCAGUCCUGGGCCUCAGGAGCCAGAGAAGGAGGAGAGGCGGCUCUGGACUGUGCCUCCGGUGGCCGUGGCCUUGAAGCCUGUGCUGCAGCAGGGUCGGGAGAUCAGGGAUGAGCUACCUGGAGUGCCGCCCGUCCUCUCUAGUCCUUCCCCAGAUCUUAGCCUCCUGCUGGGUCCCAGUUUCCAAAGUCAGCAUUCCUUCCGGCCUCUGGAACCAAAGCCAGAUCUUACUCCACCCACAGGUGGGGCCUUUGAUCCUGAUCACAGGGCAGAGCAUCCGUUUCCUGAAGAAGAUUCUAGAAUCGAUGAGGAUGGCUUCCUAAAGCAAGGGCUGCCACCUCCUCAGCUACAUGGUCUUAAGCACUUUUUGCAGCAGCUGCUGGAGGCCGUCCCCCAGAACAGUGUGAACGCCUCUGUGGACCUGUUACCCCCUAGGUCCGGUCCUCUGACGGUUCCGUCUUGGGAGGAAGCCUCUCAGGUGCCACGCCUUCCACCUCCUGUCCACAAAACUAAAGUUCCCUUAACCAUGGCGUCUAGUCUCUUCCGGGUACCAGAGCUUCCUUCAACCCAUUCACAGGGCAGUGUUCCCACUGGUGGCUCCCCGGAAAGAGGGGGUGACGGGCUACCGACCCCGAGGCAGCUGAUGGAAAUGUCUCAACUGUUGCGACUGUACCAGACUCGGGGCUGGGGGACCCUGCCUGCUGAAGAUCUGCUGCUCUACCUGAAGAGGCUGGAACCCAGCGGGGCUGAUGGCCAAGGAGAUAAUGUCCCCCGAAGGAACACCGACUCCCGCUUGGGUGAGAUCCCCCGGAAAGAGAUUCCCCCCCAGGCUGUCCCUCGUCGCCCUCCCACAGUCCCUAAGACUGACAAACCUCCAGGAAGGAAGAGAAGCGGGCAUCCUGCUCCCGGUAGCGUGAGGAGUCGAGGCGGGGUCUGGCGAUAGCUCUCUUCUUUGUUGUAUUAUGAGUUCAGCAAAUGUUUGCUAGUCUAUAGUAGAGUCUCUGACUCAUGGGAAUUUGGAAAAAGGAAACAACUUUGUAAAGAAAAGUGGAAACUCCUUUUGUAGGCAAGUACUUUGUAAAGAACCUUUCAUUCUGUUUGUGUGUGUGUUUUUAAGUGUUUUAUUCUGUGGCCAGAGACUUGCCUGGCGUCUGAUAGACUGUAGACCUUUGAAGGAGCUAAGGGUGACUGUGUAAAGGGUAAUAUCUGGUUGAUGUGAAAUGAUGGAAGAUAUUUAUUUUCUCGUGUACAUUUCUGUAUUUUCUGAAUUUUCUAAAGUGGCUUUAAUAAUCAGAAAAAAAGGAACUUUUAAUAAAGUGCUAUG